Lachancea nothofagi CBS 11611 is the source of this 1953-nucleotide messenger RNA. Lineage: Eukaryota; Fungi; Ascomycota; Saccharomycetes; Saccharomycetales; Saccharomycetaceae. The record is from the annotation of a GenBank genome assembly.
AUGAAUACGGCAAGCGACGCCGCGUCUGCGUUCGAAAUUCUAACCCAACGGUCGCCCAACGAUGGCCGUGACAGCACGCUGCAAAAAAGAGGGAACGUUGAUGUCGCGAUCAUGGACUCACAGGGCAAUGACAGCGACGAAAACAUAGAGGAGGAGCCGCCCAAGACGCUCUGGCAGAGGUUUGCCCACGCCGUGAAGCCCAACCGUCACAACCAGUACGACGAGCCACCCAAAAAUGUGGGCGAGAAAAUCGUUCGCUUUCUGGAGGUGCACCAGCACAAGCGGGCAUCUGCUAAAAGAGCCGAGGGCAUCGUGGAGUCAUUCUUGUUUAACGAUGACUUGGCGCCCGUUGAAUCCGAGAGAAGAAUAUGGGACUGGAAGCAGUACGUUUUCUUUUGGAUCUCAGGCUCCUUCAACGUUAAUACUUGGCAGAUUUCGGCCACCGGUAUGCAACUGGGGCUCAAUUGGUGGCAGACUUGGAUCUGUAUUUGGGUCGGAUACAUCGCUGUGGCUUGUUUCGUCGUGAUAAACUCGCGCAUUGGUAAUUUUUACCACAUCGCCUUCCCCAUCUCAUCCAGAAUCGCCUACGGAGUGUACUUUUCUCUGUGGAUUGUGCUAAACAGAGUCGUAAUGGGCUGUGUUUGGUACAGUGUUCAAACCUACAUUGGUUCACAAACGGUAGCCUUAAUGCUGAUGUCCAUUUUCGGAACUGACCUAAAGACCCGUAUUCCCAACACAAUGAACACCAAGAACAUCACGACAUUUGAAUUCAUGUGUUUUAUGAUCUUUUGGGGAGCACAAUUACCUGCUCUAUGGUUCCCUCCUCAAACGCUGCGCUACCUUUUCACCGUCAAAAGUAUCAUCACUCCAUUUGCCGCAUUUGGUUUCUUGAUUUGGACUUUAAAGAAAUCGCAUGGUCAAUUGGCUCUCGGGUCCUUGACUCAAAUACAUCCAACAGGUUCGGUUCUUGGCUGGAAUUUCAUCAUCAGUAUCAUGAGUGCUCUGGACAACUUUGCCACUUUGAUCUUGAACGCCCCGGAUUUUUCUCGUUUUGCAAGAACAAAGCAUUCUUCCAUCUAUUCGCAAAUGAUAAUUCUACCAUUGAUGUACGCGAUCAUUUCUAUCAUCGGUAUUUUGGUAACAUCUGCCGCAUUCACCAUGUAUGGAAUUAAUUACUGGUCUCCACUAGAUGUCCUCGGUAGAUUUCUUGACCAUCAAACUGCUGGUAACCGUGGUGGCGUCUUCAUGAUUGCAUUGAGUUUUGGUAUCGCUCAAUUGGGUACCAACAUUGCCUCUAAUUCCAUCUCCGUAGGUACCGAUAUGACUGCAAUUUUGCCGAAAUUCAUCAACAUUAGGAGAGGUGGUUAUAUUUGCGCCGCAAUUUCGCUGGCGAUCUGCCCUUGGAAUUUAAUGGCUUCUUCAUCCAAAUUCACAACAGCUUUGUCCGCAUAUGCUGUAUUUUUGUCCUCCAUCUCCGGUGUCGUGUGUGCCGAUUACUAUGUUGUAAGAAAGGGGUUGAUUAAAUUACAGCACUGUUACACAAAUAAACCAAACAGUCUCUACAUGUACGGAACGCGGUACGGUACAAACUGGAGGGCCGUUUUGGCAUACGUGCUGGGUAUUGUUCCUAAUUUCCCCGGUUUCUUGGGAUCAUUGGGCGUCAAAGUACCUGUGAAUGCCAUGCGUGUUUAUUAUCUUAAUUACUUCGUGGGAUUUUUGAUUUCUUUCUUGUUGUACUGCGCAUUCUGUUAUUACAGUCCCGUCCCAGGUAUGCCUGAGGGGGUUGGAUACUUUGAUUUCUCGCAUUGGUUCGAAAAAUGGACAGAGGUUGAAAACUUCGUGGAGCAGAGAAAGAAAUUCGAGAUUGACGGCGUCGAUGGUGACGAUGAGGAUUACACAGAUGAAUUAUCAUCAACUGUGGUGGAAAAUUUCAAGAACACUGAGAAGGUGUAA